AUGUCGAUGGACUUCCCUGCCGAGGAGGAGAUUGUUCUCCAACGGUGGAAAGAGAUUGAUGCCUUUAGGCGCCAAGUCGAGCUCUCAAAGAAUAACAAACCAUGGUCCUUUUCAGAUGGUCCUCCCUUCGCGACUGGAAAGCCUCACUAUGGCCAUCUUCUAGCUUCCACCAUUAAAGAUAUCGUUCCCCGGUACUGGGCAAUGAAGGGAUACUAUGUCGAGCGGCGGUUCGGCUGGGACACCCACGGCGUCCCCAUCGAGUACGAGAUCGACAAGAAGCUCGGCAUGUCCGGCCUCCAGGCAGUUGAGAAGAUUGGAAUUGAGAAGUACAACGAGGAGUGCAAGUCCAUCGUCAUGAAGUUUGCUGGCGACUGGAAGGUCACCAUCGAUCGAUUGGGUCGUUGGAUUGAUAUGGAGGACAAGCCGUAUAAGACCAUGGACCCCACGUUUAUGGAAUCCGUUUGGUGGGUCUUCAAGCAGCUUUUUGAGAAGGAUUUGGUAUACCGAGGAUAUCGAGUGAUGCCAUACUCGACUGCGCUUGCGACUACUCUGUCCAACUUCGAAGCCUCUCAGAACUACCAGGAUGUACAGGACCCUGCCGUUGUGGUCAACUUCCCUAUCAUUGGGCAGGAAAAUACCUACGCCCUGAUCUGGUCUACUACUCCAUGGACUCUCCCCUCCAACAUCGCCAUUUGUGUUCACCCCGACUUCGAAUAUAUCAAGGUUUUCGACGAGGCGAGCGGUAAGAACUAUAUUCUGCUUGAGUCUUUGCUCCGAACCCUCUACAAGGACCCCAAGAAGGCCAAGUUCAAGAUCGUGGAUCGCAUUAAGGGCUCAGACAUGCUGGGAUGGAAAUACGAGCCCCUCUUCGACUACUUCUACGAAGAGUUCAAAGACCACGGUUUCCGCAUUUUGAACGAUAAAUAUGUCACCGCGGAUGAUGGUGUUGGUCUUGUCCACCAGGCUCCUGCCUUUGGUGAGGACGAUUACCGGAUUGGUUUCGAGCACGGUGUGAUCAACGACAAGCGUCUGCCUCCCAACCCCGUUGAUCCGAACGGUUGCUUCACUGAGGAAGUCCGGGACUUCGUGGGUCAGCACGUCAAGGCCGCUGACAAGCCAAUCAUUAAACACCUCAAGGCCACCGGCCGCCUCGUUGUUGACAGUCAGAUUACUCACAGCUACCCAUUCUGCUGGCGAUCCGAUACUCCUUUGAUCUACCGUGCUGUGCCUUCAUGGUUCGUGAAGGUCACUCCCAUCAUCCCUCAAAUGCUCAAGGGCAUUGAAGACUCCCACUGGGUCCCCUCUUUUGUGAAGGAUCGCAGAUUUGCCAGCUGGAUCAAGAACGCUCGUGACUGGAACAUUUCUCGCAACCGUUUCUGGGGUACUCCCCUGCCCAUCUGGGUCUCUGAUGACUACAAGGAGAUUGUCGCGGUUGGCUCGGUCGAAGAGCUCAAGAAGCUGAGCGGCUACGAGGGUGAGCUUAACGAUAUUCAUCGUGAUAAGGUGGACCAUAUCACCAUCCCCAGCCAGCAAGGCAAGGGUGUCCUCCGCCGUGUGCCUGAGAUUUUUGAUUGCUGGUUUGAGUCUGGUAGCAUGCCUUAUGCCUCUCAACACUAUCCCUUCGAGAACAAGGAUCAGUUUGAGAAGAGCUUCCCCGCUGAUUUCAUCGCUGAGGGUCUGGACCAGACCCGUGGUUGGUUCUACACUUUGACUGUUCUUGGUACACACUUGUUUGGCAAGCUUCCCUUCAAGAACUGCAUUGUGAACGGAAUUGUCCUCGCAGAGGAUGGUAAGAAGAUGUCGAAGAGACUUCAGAACUACCCUGAUCCUUCUUUGAUCAUGGAUCGCUAUGGUGCGGAUGCGCUGCGUCUUUACUUGAUCAACUCUCCAGUUGUCCGUGCUGAACCUCUGCGUUUCAAGGAGAGCGGUGUCAAGGAGAUCGUUAGCAAGGUUCUGUUGCCUAUGUGGAAUAGCUACAGGUUCCUUGAGGACCAAGUGAAGCUCUUGAAGAAGGCUUCCAAUGUCGACUUCGUUUUCGACCCCAAGGCCGAAUCCACCAACACCAACGUCAUGGAUCGCUGGAUCCUGGCCAGUUGCCAAAGUCUUCUGGUGUUCGUCAACCAAGAAAUGGCUGCCUACCGCCUGUAUACUGUCGUCCCUCGUCUGUUGGGCCUGAUUGAGAACACUACCAACUGGUAUAUUCGGUUCAACCGCAAGCGCCUCAAGGGUGAGAAUGGCGUUGACGAUACUCUGCACGCCCUCAACACUCUUUUUGAAGUCCUCUACACUUUGGUCCGAGGUCUUGCUCCCUUCACCCCCUUCCUGACCGACAACAUCUACCAGCGCCUCCUCCCUCACAUUCCGGAAUCGCUCCACGCCGAGGACCCUCGCUCUGUCCACUUCCUUUCGUUCCCCGAGGUACGAGAGGAGCUUUUCGAUGAAGUUGUUGAGCGUCGGGUCGCUCGCAUGCAGAAGGUUAUCGAACUUGGCCGUCUCUCUCGUGAGCGCCGCUCCAUUGGUCUGAAGACUCCUCUCAAGAGCCUUGUGGUCAUUCACCAGGACCAGCAGUACCUGGAUGACGUCAAGUCCCUAGCGUCAUAUAUCGAGGAGGAAUUGAACGUCCUGGAGCUUGUGCUCUCUUCUGACGAGGCCAAGUACAACGUGCAGUACAGUGCCAAUGCCGACUGGCCUACUUUGGGCAAGAAGCUAAAGAAGGAUGUCCAGAAGGUCAAGAAGGCUCUGCCCAACCUGACUAGCGAGGCCGUCAAGGCCUUCGUCGCCGAAAAGAAGAUUCUGGUCGAUGGUAUUGAGCUCGUGGAAGGCGACCUCGUUGUUAAGAGAGGCAUCAAGGAGAAUGCAGGCGCUUCCAACCUGGAGAUCAACACCGAUGAUGAUGUUAUGACCCUUCUCGAUUCUGAACUGCACCCUGAGUUGGCGGAGCAGGGUAUUGGCCGUGAGAUCAUCAACCGUCUCCAACGCCUGCGUAAGGCCGCCGGACUGGUCCCCACGGAUGAUGUCAAGAUGGAAUACACCGUGUUGGAGGAUAAGGACUCGAUCGGCCUUGCUAAGGCAUUCAAGUCUCAGUCUCAGGCUAUCGAAAAGGCUGUUCGUCGUCCGCUUGAUGAGCGUGCGGUUGUCAAUGGCAAGGCUCCCAGCGCCGAUGAAGAGGGAACCAUCGCACAGGAGGAGCAAGAGGUGCAGAACGCUACCUUCCUGUUGCGCCUUGUGAAGCUGUAA
Penicillium cosmopolitanum is the source of this 3237-nucleotide messenger RNA. RefSeq names its product isoleucine--tRNA ligase ILS1. The coding region runs from base 1 to 3237 and encodes 1078 amino acids. Lineage: Eukaryota; Fungi; Ascomycota; Eurotiomycetes; Eurotiales; Aspergillaceae. The transcript has 6 exons. Gene Ontology annotation, molecular function: isoleucine-tRNA ligase activity; aminoacyl-tRNA deacylase activity; ATP binding. Gene Ontology annotation, biological process: isoleucyl-tRNA aminoacylation. The record is from RefSeq and is a predicted model, not a curated record.